Molecule: messenger RNA, 777 nt
Organism: Vanessa tameamea
Lineage: Eukaryota; Metazoa; Arthropoda; Insecta; Lepidoptera; Nymphalidae
Exons: 3
Coding region: 175-639 (154 amino acids)
Source: RefSeq, a predicted model, not a curated record
ACAUUAGUUUAACGAAACGUAAAAUUAUUACGUUUUGCUUGGCAUUUGUCCUAAAAUACGAAACUUCGCCUUUUUAAUGUGACGACUGACGACGUUAAAUCAAAGUACGGUAAAUAAAUAUCAAAUGGUUAACGACUAUCUGCCCGCUAAGAAAUAGUUCUGUAAUUUUUCAUUAUGUCUUCAUUGAUGCUAGAGCCUUAUAAUAUGCCAACAGAAACGGGCUUCGACCAAGUAUUAAUACAGAGUGUUAUAUUCGAUCUGGCUGAUGAAUUUCAAAUAAGAAUACCAUGGGAUAAAGAGAAAGUCAUACUGACUGGAACUUUUAUUGUUGCUGGUGGACUUCUUGGUGGUUAUGCAGGAGGAAGAAUGGGUGCAGCUAUCGGUGCUGGCAUAAGUGCAGCAGCUGGAGUCGCCUUUAUUAACCUGAGAGAUAUUUGGGAAAGUAUUAAAUCGAAAUUGAAUGAACUUAUUUAUAUUGUAUUUAAUUACCUAAGAAGACUAGAUCCAGUCGAUUAUGUUCAGGCCAUAAAAGUUCUAAUGGCAUGUACUUCUAGCCGUAGGGAACUUGUAUUCACAAUUCUUGACUUUAUUGCAGAUAAAUUAGGACGUCAAGUAUUAUCUAGUAUCACUGCUGCUUAAUAAUGCAAAUGAUAUGUAACUCAAUUGUCUUUAUAGUCAUCGGAUCUUAUUAGUACCAAAAAGUUUGUGUGCACUGUGCAUGUGCAAUGAUGUAAUUUUUUUGCAGUAGUGGAAAUGUUUUUUUAUGUUAUGCUUAUU